AUGUUUCAAUUGCAUAGAUCAUAUUUAUUAUCUACAUUUCAAUAUUGUUAUAUAAUUGGAUUUAUUCGUUUACUAUUACUAUUGUUGUUUGAAACAACACCAAUUAUAUUGAUCAAUGGACAAUCGAUAAACAGUUUAUCAAAUUCACCUUCGGAUUCUCUUCAACCACGUAGUCCAAUUCGUAAGGGUUAUUUAAUACGUCUUGGACAAAGUUUGAAUCUAACCUGUCCCGGUGAUGCUGUCUUCUAUCAAUGGAAUACUGUUGAUCAACCAUCACAAAUAUUAUCAGAAGAUCAAUUUUAUAUUAUAAAAUCGGCUACAUUGAAAGAUUCUAAUCGUUAUUUAUGUCAUGCUGUACAUGGUUAUGGUCGAAGUUCGGUUGAAAUGUCCGUCCGUGUUAUAGACUUCUCCUCAGUUACUGCACAACAUGAAUGCGCUUUAGAUAGUAAAACUGGAAGUGUCAACAUAAAUGGACCGUGUUUUUUGACAAGUUUAACGGAACGUGAAUUGACUCCAACCAAAUCAUGGGGUGAUCAUAUCAUAUUCGACUGUGAUGCUGUUAUGGGUGGAACUGACGGUUCACUGGAUAAUUUACUAUAUACUUGGGAGUUUAUUAGCAACAAUAUCCACAAUAACAAUAAUAAUCUACGAUCUCCUGAUCAAGGGAGUGACAGUGGAUCAGAUACUUCAAAUAUGCUUCACAGACAACGUCUUUUAGUUAGAACACUAUCUGUUGCCUCAGCCACAGUUGUUUCUAGUAGCAACAGUGGCACCGGUAAUAAUGAUAAUAGCAAUAACAAGAACCAAAAAUUGGAUCUUAGUCAAUUUCAUGAUUCACAACUGCGUAUUGAUAAACUGACAUUGGAUCAUAACGGAGAAUAUCGGUGUAUUGUGAGAACAAUGACAAGUAACAGUCAAUUGCCUUCUCCAAUGUCUAUGACAAGAAAUUUCCGUUUAACUGUAAAGUCAAGAGUUGAUGGACCGAUUAUUCAAGGACCUCGUGUUACAAAUGAAACAGUUGAAGCUGGUCAAGACGCCAUUUUUCAUUGUCAAGUGAAUCCUGAAGAACAUCGGUCAAGUACUAUUCGAUGGGGUAAGAGCAUCGAUAUCAGUGAACGUUUAGCCUAUGAAGCUGAAGGUAGAGAGGUAAUUCAAUGGGCGGGUGGAACAUUUGUUGUCCUACCCAGUAUACCAUCAUCUUCAUUGACAUUGGAUAAAAGUUUGAAUUCACUAUCAGAUACACAAUCUUCAUCUAGACUGUCAUCAGCAUCUUCUUCGUUGAAUUUACUGUCAUCUGGUGCUGUAGCCACUGAAGUUUCAUCAACUCAAUCAGAUUCAGGAAGAUAUGUAUGCUCUGUGUUGACAGAAGCUGGACGUGAUGAUCAUAAAUUUGUUCAAAUAUCUGUAAUUGGUGGUUCUUCAAUUCAAGGUCAUAAAUUGACAGGAAAUAGUGGAACUCAUAGAUUAACUCUGUACAUUGCUAUACCAACGACUAUAUUUUUCAUCUGUUUGUGUGUUGUUACUUAUUGUUUAAUCAGUCGACGUACAGCUCAUAAUCGACGGAUAUCCAGUGUUCGACAUCAACGGAAUUAUUUCAGUGCAGUUCAACAGUCACAAAUUAAGUCAUCUUCUGCUGCCAGUAGCAGUUCAAUUGGUGUAUGUCGUAAUGGAAUUAAUGGUCAUGGAGGAAAUGUUGCAGGUGAUAAUCGUUUGAGACCAUCACCAGCUGGUACAGCUUUAGGUGCAACUUCAAUGGGUUAUUCGCCUGUGAAUGGAGGUUCAAAUCCAAUGAAUGGUGGUAAUUGUCCAGUUGGUUCACAGUUAUCAACUCCAAAUUUUCAAGUUAACCUACACGGUGCUUUACCAAUAGUACCAGGUGGUUAUCCAGUCCUUAUUCAAUCUAUGGGAGGAUCACAACCUGUAUCACCUUUCUAUUCUGUUCCAGAGGCGCCUGGUUCACUACCAGUCUACGGUCAGAAUGUAUCAUCGGUUACAACUGGUAUUAAUACAGGGAAUAAUAACAAUAUAGGAUGUUAUCCAAAUGGUUUAAUCUAUCCAAUAUCAAAUGGUCAUGUUGUAAAUCAGAAUUCAUCAAAUCUGGUGCCAAAUUCAGUUUUCAAUUCAUCACCAGAAUCUUCAGCUGCUGGAAUUAACAACAGCCCUGGUAGUAAUGGUAAUAUUGAACCGGUUGAAGGUAGAUUAAUGUUUCGACCUCAACCACAAUUAAUUGGAAACUAUAAUACAAAUAAUAACAAUAACAAUAGUAAUACAAACAAUACGCUUAGAAGUUAUGGUUAUAUGCCUUCUGGCCAAUCACAUAUAUCUUCAUCUGGGAUAAAUACAUCAGACUAUGAAAUGACUGUCACUAAUGCGCCAUCAUCAUCAUUAUUGUCUUAUCCAAAUCAUGGUAAUGCAUAAUGAUGAUUUCUCUCUCUCUCU
Heterobilharzia americana is the source of this 2439-nucleotide messenger RNA. The record is from the annotation of a GenBank genome assembly. NCBI's taxonomy places the organism in Eukaryota, Metazoa, Platyhelminthes, Trematoda, Strigeidida, Schistosomatidae.